Molecule: messenger RNA, 1708 nt
Organism: Cyprinus carpio (common carp)
Lineage: Eukaryota; Metazoa; Chordata; Actinopteri; Cypriniformes; Cyprinidae
Product: hatching enzyme 1.2-like
Exons: 6
Coding region: 766-1566 (266 amino acids)
Biological process (GO): proteolysis
Molecular function (GO): metalloendopeptidase activity; zinc ion binding
Source: RefSeq, a predicted model, not a curated record
ACUGUCAUAAAACAAAGCUUAUGGCAGACACAGAUUUAAGCUCCAGAACAGAGCAAAUCCUGUUACUCUUGGUCAACACCCAAAUUCUCUUAUUUUCCAAGUACAACUGGAUUCCACUAAAUCACUAAGAUUUAUUUUAAUUUGAAAAAAGUAUUAUGACAUACCCAUCACACUCAUGCAUACUACAUCAACUUGUAUUCAUCUUAAAAAAAUAAAUAAAAAGGAAAGUAAUGUUAUUUUUAUUUUUCAUUUAAGUAUUUAUUUUUGCAAAAGUAACUUGGAGUCUUGUGGAUAUUUGCCAAGAAAUGGGCUACUGUAUUCUUUGCUCAGAAAAGACAUAUUAAAGUGGUUAGGACUAAAUGAAUAUUAGGUACAGAUAGUUGGUUUUAAAUACUAAAUGAUGAUGAGCUGAACAUCUACUCCUCAAUUCAUGAUGACGCACAUGGCGGAUGUAUUUAUUGUAAAUCUGUCUUGAGAAAGCACUUAAAGUUUUGACUACACUCCCUGUUUACCACAGUUUUGGGUCUGGUGUUACAAUUCAAAAAUUACAUUUGUUAAUUUCAGUGGAUUAAUGAACAAUAUGUACCUUCUCUAGUUGUGCAAGUUUAUGGAUUAACAGGUAAAUUCAGACAAUCCGUACUUUAGACUGAGGCUCAACGCCUGGUUGACCAACCUACAUAGGUGAAUAUAAAGUUCAGAUUCAAGCAUGCAGACACCAAAUUUCAGCUCAGGAGCAUCCUGAACAUCUCUACACACGGAGACAACAUGGACCCAAGAGCCUCACUCUCCAUUCUGCUGCUGUUAGUUGGCAUUUCCUUGGCGAAUCCUAUCAGGAAGCCUGGCCCUCCUGCAUUCCUACCCAUACCUGGAAAUGUGGACAUCACUACAAAGUUUCUGGAGACCAACAAAGGAUCUUCUGAACACCUGAUUGAAGGAGAUCUGGUGUUUCCCAAAACUAAAAACGCUCUCUACUGCUUUAACAACAACUGUUUCUGGAAGAAAAACUCUAGCAAUUUAGUGGAGGUCCCUUACAUAGUGAGCAGUGAAUUCUCCUCUACUGACAUCUCAGUUAUUAAGAAUGCCAUGUCUACCUUUCACAACAAGACUUGCAUUCGCUUCGUACCCAGAUUAAAUCAAACUGACUACAUCAGUAUUGAGAACAAAGAUGGGUGCUACUCUUAUCUUGGUAGAAUUGGUGGCAAACAGGUGGUCUCCUUCAACAGGCAAGGCUGUGUGUAUCACGGCAUUAUUCAGCAUGAGCUUAAUCAUGCCCUGGGCUUCUACCACGAACACACCAGGAGCGAUCGUGACAAGUAUGUUAAGAUCAACUGGGAGUACGUCCCAACUGAUAAGGCCUACAACUUCCAAAUACAGAACACCAACAAUCAAAACACCACAUAUGACUAUGGCUCCGUCAUGCACUAUGGAAAAACAGCCUUCACCACCCAAGCUGGAAAGAACACCAUCACUCCCAUUCCUGAUGCAACAGUGGCAAUCGGACAGAGACAGGAUAUGUCUAACCUCGACAUCCUGAGGAUCAACAAGCUUUAUGGAUGUGUUGUUUGAGAUAAUUUAAUAUGGUUUACCCGUCUACAGAUUAUUAAUGUAAUGAGGUGAUGGUCUUUGUCUUUAUCCAUCUACGUUUUGAUUAUCAUUCUGAAUCCAACUCAUAUUCUUUUUUCAGCUUUUGUUCAAAAUGUUAUUUCUU